Messenger RNA from Fonsecaea erecta, 1188 nucleotides. RefSeq lists its product as hypothetical. The coding region runs from base 1 to 1188 and encodes 395 amino acids. NCBI's taxonomy places the organism in Eukaryota, Fungi, Ascomycota, Eurotiomycetes, Chaetothyriales, Herpotrichiellaceae. The transcript has a single exon. Gene Ontology annotation, biological process: lipid metabolic process. The record is from RefSeq and is a predicted model, not a curated record.
AUGCUCGGCUUGUGGACCGUUUUCUGGAUAUGCUCAUGGAUAGCCGCUGUUGGAGCGUUUCCGGCGCAUCUGCGGGCAAGCGACAAAGAAAUCUCCCAACAAACCUUUGAGUCCCUAGAAGAACUCGCUCGCAUCGUCGACAUAUCCUACUGCGUCGGGACGACGGGUAUACAGAAGCCCUUUAGAUGCCUGAGUCGAUGUAGCGACUUUGAGGGCUUCGAACUCGUCACCACCUGGAACACCGGUCCUCUUCUGUCCGAUUCCUCUGGCUACAUUGCCUUGUCGCAUCCUCCCUACCCGAAACGAGUCAUCGUCGCCUUCCGAGGAACCUACUCUAUCGCAAACACCAUUGCCGACCUGUCGACAAACCCUGCGGAAUAUGCCCCUUUUCCUUGCGAGAGAGAUAAUGAUUCAUUCUGCACUACCGAGCAACGGCAAAAUGAAAAAGAUCCACUACUUCCACAACUCCUGAAGCAGCCGGAGAAAAGGAGCUCGAUCAAGGCAGAAUGUCCGAACUGCACUGUUCAUUCGGGCUUCAUGACCUCCUGGCGGAAUACACGCUGCAUCAUCAUCCCGCACGUGGAAAUGGCCCUGAAGGACCACCCAGACUACGAACUAGUGCUGGUGGGCCAUUCACUCGGAGGGGCCGUUGCAGCGUUGGCGUCUCUGGAGUUUCAAGCGAGAGGAUGGGAGCCUCAUGUCACAACUUUUGGCGAGCCACGGAUCGGAAACCUGGCUCUGAAUCAGUUCAUCGACCGACGUUUCAACUUGAACACCACCAGGCCGGACGACUGGACGUACCGCAGAGUGACACAUGUGGAUGACCCAGUGCCGCUUUUGCCUCUGGAGGAAUGGGGCUACCGAAUGCACGCGGGCGAGAUAUACAUCUCCAAACCCGCGCUGCCUCCUGGUCGUGCCGAUAUUCGGCAUUGCAAGGGCGAUGAGGAUCCCGCUUGUAUUGCCGACAGCAUCUCGACUGAGAAGGUAGGAACAGCUACCCAGGAAGACGACAGCUUGGCCUCUGAGGUCAAGGAAAUGUGGGAGAUAAGUCGGCGCUAUAAAUUUUGGCAGCUGUUCUUCGCCCAUCGUGACUACUUCUGGCGGCUGGGUCUCUGUGUACCAGGUGGAGACCCUUGGGACUGGUCGAGACGGAAACACAACGCGACCUAUAUGAAUGACGAGUUAUGA